UGCUCAUCAUCACAUAAUUUAGGACUCAAAUAUUAGGAAACAAGUUUUAGGUUUCAGACUUUCUUCUCGGGGUCAUUCAGUGUUUUCUAAACCCUCCUCCCUCCAGCCUCUCUGACUGUGAGUCCCAGCAGAUCUCAGAUGUUUAAAGAUGAAUCUGUCUCUCUGAGCUGUGAGGAGGACGACAGCUCUGCUGGAUGGACUCUGAGGAGGAACACAACCAGAGAAACCAGGACUCAGUGUGAAGAUGGCUGGGGAAGACCUGCUGGUUCUUCCUGUAAAAUCAGCUACAUGGUCCCAGGGGACAGUGGAGUUUACUGGUGUGAGUCCAGAGAGGGAGCAACCAGUAACAGCAUCACCAUCACUGUCACUGGUGGACCAGUGAUCCUGCAGAGUCCUGUCCUCCCUGUGAUGGAGGGAGAAGACCUCACUCUGACCUGUAGAACAAAGAUGUCCUCCAACCUCCCAGCUGGUUUCUAUAAAGAUGGCUCCUUCAUCAGGACUGAGCCUGCAGGUCACAUGACCAUCCACCAUGUUUCCAGGUCUGAUGAAGGCCUCUACAAGUGUUACAUCAGCAGUGUUGGAGAGUCUCCACCCAGCUGGGUCUCUGUCACAGUUCUGACCUCACUGCUGAGCAGCACAACAAACCAAGCCUCUCUGACUGUGAGUCCCAGCAGCUCUCAGAUGUUUAAAGAUGAACAUGUCUCUCUGAGCUGUGAGGAGGACAACAGCUCUGCUGGAUGGACUCUGAGGAGGAACACAACCAGAGAAACCAGGACUCAGUGUGGAGAUGGCUGGGGAAGACCUGCUGGUUCUUCCUGUACCUUCAGCUUCAUGGUCCCCGGGGACAGUGGAGUUUACUGGUGUGAGUCCAGAGAGGGAGCAACCAGUAACAGCAUCAACAUCACUGUCACUGGUGGACCAGUGAUCCUGCAGAGUCCUGUCCUCCCUGUGAUGGAGGGAGAAGACCUCACUCUGACCUGUAGAACAAAGAGGUCCUCCAACCUCCCAGCUGGUUUCUAUAAAGAUGGCUCCUUCAUCAGGACUGAGCCUGCAGGUCACAUGACCAUCCACCAUGUUUCCAGGUCUGAUGAAGGCCUCUACAAGUGCAACAUCAGCAGUGUUGGAGAGUCUCCACCCAGCUGGGUCUCUGUCACAGUUCUGACCUCACUGCUGAGCAGCACAACAAACCAAGCCUCUCUGACUGUGAGUCCCAGCAGAUCUCAGAUGUUUAAAGAUGAAUCUGUCUCUCUGAGCUGUGAGGAGGACGACAGCUCUGCUGGAUGGACUCUGAGGAGGAACACAACCAGAGAAACCAGGACUCAGUGUGGAGAUGGCUGGGGAAGAUCUGCUGGUUCUUCCUGUAACAUCAGCUACAUGGUCCCUUCGGACAGUGGAGUUUACUGGUGUGAGUCCAGAGAGGGAGCAACCAGUAACAGCAUCACCAUCACUGUCACUGGUGGACCAGUGAUCCUGCAGAGUCCUGUCCUCCCUGUGAUGGAGGGAGAAGACCUCACUCUGACCUGUAGAACAAAGAUGUCCUCCAACCUCCCAGCUGGUUUCUAUAAAGAUGGCUCCUUCAUCAGGACUGAGCCUGCAGGUCACAUGACCAUCCACCAUGUUAACAGGUCUGAUGAAGGCCUCUACAAGUGCAACAUCAACAGUGUUGAAGAGUCUCCACCCAGCUGGGUCUCUGUCACAGAGAAACCUACGACUACAAGCCCUCCUUUGAGCUCCACAACCUCUGCAUACACACCCCCUGAUACAACCUCAGCUCCGCCCCCGACCUCAGUGGUCAGACUGGUCUGCCACCUGGUGGUGUUCUGUCCGUACUGCAUCUCCACUUUCAUCAUGGUGUCUCUAUAUCGACGCAGGGCCACAGGGAACGGCCUACCUGUUGCCAUGGUGAUGACCACCUCGCCCACCCAGGCUGAGGAGGGAUUGGAUGAUGAAUAUGAGAAUGACAUCACCGCUGUCACCAGAGAGCAUCACUUCUGAACUGAUCUGAAGAGAAGCUGAAAUCUCCGUAGAUCAGAAACAGUUCCCCCGGCUGUCUUGAUAUAAUUAUGAUUUAAACAUCUUCAAUAUGAAAUCAUUGCUUUAAGUUUGAAUUGCUCCUUUACUGCCAGCCACAGCUAUCUCUGUAAUCCUGAAUAUUUUAUGUUAUAUC
Messenger RNA from Perca flavescens (yellow perch), 2167 nucleotides. Its product is annotated as sialoadhesin-like. Gene Ontology annotation, molecular function: transmembrane signaling receptor activity. Gene Ontology annotation, cellular component: external side of plasma membrane. The transcript is spliced from 10 exons. The coding region runs from base 139 to 1995 and encodes 618 amino acids. The record is from RefSeq and is a predicted model, not a curated record. NCBI's taxonomy places the organism in Eukaryota, Metazoa, Chordata, Actinopteri, Perciformes, Percidae. Gene Ontology annotation, biological process: cell surface receptor signaling pathway; immune response.